AUGAAUAUUAUUAUAUUAAAUAUAAAUAAUAAUAUAUUUAAUAAUAUAAUAUUUAAAUAUAAAUAUACAUUUUUUAUAAAAUUAUAUUUAAAUAAUUAUAUUAAAACAUAUAAAAUAAUUAAUUAUAUUAUAAAAUAUUAUUAUAUUUAUAAUAAUUAUAUAUAUAAAUAUACAAAAAAUAGAAGUAUGAUAAAAUAUAGUAAUAGAAAAAUAAGAGUUCAAAAAGGAACAGGACAAGCUAGAUUAAAAAAUAAUACAUCCCCAGCAUGUAAGCAAGGUUCUUGUACGUUUGGUCCUUAUUAUAAUAAGAUUAAAAUAAAGUAUAAUAAAUUUAUAUAUAAAUUAAUUUUUAUUUAUUUAUUAUUAAAUAAACGUAGUAAUAUAAUAAUAAUAAAAUUAGAAAAUAUAUUUGAUAUUUAUUAUAUGAAUAAUUAUUCUAUUAAAUAUACUAUAGAUUAUUUUAUAAAUAAGAUUUUAUAUUUUAAUGGUAUAUUAAUUUCUGAUUAUAUUAAUAAUAAUAAAUGUAAAAUAUUAAAUUUUUAUAAUAUUAAUAAUAAGUAUAUUUUAUUUAAUUUAAUAUUAUAUAAUUAUAUUAUAUUUAUAGUUUAA
This is a messenger RNA of Plasmodium knowlesi strain H, 609 nucleotides long. NCBI's taxonomy places the organism in Eukaryota, Apicomplexa, Aconoidasida, Haemosporida, Plasmodiidae. The record is from the annotation of a RefSeq genome assembly.